AUGGCCGACCCAAUUGAGCACCACGAUAUCCUAGUUCUGGGCGCCGGCCUCUCGGGCAUCAACACCGGUCGCGUCCUCCGCCAGCAGCUUCCCCACCGCUCCUUCACCAUCCUCGAGGCUCAGGAGGCCGUCGGCGGCACAUGGCGCUUCUUCCGCUACCCCGGGUUCCGAUCCGACUCGUUCAUGACCUCGUUCGGAUUCUCAUGGCAUCAAUGGAAGCACAGGCACAAGAUGGCUCAGGCCGGAGAGAUUGUUGAAUAUCUGGAGGAGGCUGUCGAUGCUGCUGGCCUGAGGGACAAGAUUCGCUUCCGUCACAAGAUGGUGGGGUGUGAGUGGAGGACAGAUGAGCAACAGUGGAGGGUCGAGGUUGAUGUUGAGGGCGAGCGCAAGGUGUUUUCUGCCAACUUUGUCAUCAGCUGCGUGGGAUACUACUCGUAUGACAAGGCAAUGGAGGCUACGAUCCCUGGCAUCGAGGACUUUGGUGGACAGGUUGUACACCCCCAAUGGUGGCCUGAGGAUCUCGACUAUUCCAACAAGCGUGUUGUAGUUAUUGGAUCAGGGGCAACCGCCAUCACAAUUGUCCCUUCGCUCGCUGAGAAGGCGAGCAUGGUCACCAUGCUCCAGCGCAGUCCAUCCUUUGUCGUAUCCCGGACCACCACCUCAGGCGCCGACAACUUCCUGAGACGCUAUUUCCCUUCAGUGCUGGCGUACUGGUUCAUCUACUGGAAAGAUGUGGUUUGGGAGCUCUUCAUCACCCAGGUGAUGCUCAACUUCCCAGACAAGGCGCGAAAGGUCGUCAUGGACUCGAUGAGGGAGGCUCUGCCCAAGAGUGUCGACGUUGACGUCCACUUCAAUCCCAGCUACAAUCCGUUUCAGCAACGACUCUGCAUGGACAACUGCCAGGUCGUGACUGAUGUGAUCGAGACGGUGACUAAGGAUGGCAUUCUGCUCAAGUCUGGUCAGAAGCUGGAAGCCGACAUCAUCAUCACUGCGACAGGACUUUACUUUCAGCUUUUUAGCGGCGUGAAGCCCCUGGUGGACGGUCAACCCAUCAACCCUGGGUCACAGUACGCGUGGCGGGGCUGCAUGAUCGAGUCUCUCCCCAACAUGGCGUUCGUGAUGGGCUACGUGACAACAUCCUGGACUCCCGGUGCAGACCUGAUGACUAAAAUCGUGACUCGUGUCAUCAAGCAGAUGGAGAAGACGGGCUCGACGAGCGUGAUGCCCGUGAUGGAGGACCGAGAGGGCAAGCCGAAGAACCUGCUCGUCAGCGCGACGAGCAACUACUUCACCAAGGCGGCGGACAGGAUGCCCAAGGUGACGGGCGAGGCGCCAUGGUACGGGCGAGUGAACUUGGGCAUUGACUGGUUGGCAUGGAUGUUUGGUAACGUCACCACGGGGCUGCUUUAUGGCAGUGCUCAGGGUAAGAAGGAUUCAUAG
Fusarium vanettenii 77-13-4 is the source of this 1440-nucleotide messenger RNA. RefSeq lists its product as uncharacterized. The transcript is spliced from 2 exons. The record is from RefSeq and is a predicted model, not a curated record. Gene Ontology annotation, molecular function: flavin adenine dinucleotide binding; N,N-dimethylaniline monooxygenase activity; NADP binding. NCBI's taxonomy places the organism in Eukaryota, Fungi, Ascomycota, Sordariomycetes, Hypocreales, Nectriaceae. The coding region runs from base 1 to 1440 and encodes 479 amino acids.